Staurois parvus is the source of this 699-nucleotide messenger RNA. Lineage: Eukaryota; Metazoa; Chordata; Amphibia; Anura; Ranidae. The record is from the annotation of a GenBank genome assembly.
UCCCCGGACCCCGCGUUCACUAUAUCCGCUCUCCCCGGACCCCGCAUUCACUAUAUCCGCUCUCCCCGGACCCCUCAUUCACUAUAUCCGCUCUCCCCGGACCCCGCAUUCACUAUAUCUGGUCUCCCCGGACCCCGCAUUCACUAUAUCCCCUCUCCCCGGACCCCCGCAUUCACUAUAUCUGAUCUCCCCGGACCCCGCAUUCACUAUAUCCGCUCUCCCCGGACCCCGCAUUCACUAGAUCCGCUCUCCCCGGACCCCGCAUUCACUAUAUCCGCUCUCCCCAGACCCCGCAUUCACUAUAUCCGCUCUCCCCGGACCCCGCAUUCACUAUAUCCUUCUCCCCGGACCCCGCAUUCACUAUAUCCGCUCUCCCCGGACCCCGCGUUCACUAUAUCCGCUCUCCCCGGACCCCGCAUUCACUAUAUCCGCUCUCCCCGGACCCCGCAUUCACUAUAUCCGCUCUCCCCGGACCCCGCAUUCACUACAUCCGCUCUCCCCGGACCCCGCAUUCACUAUAUCCGCUCUUCCCGGACCCCGCAUUCACUAUGUCCGCUCUCCCCGGACCCCGCAUUCACUAUAUCCCUCUCCCCGGACCCCGCAUUCACUAUAUCCGCUCUCCCCGCAUUUUCAUUCUGCUCUAGGAGGAUGCAGAACCCCUGACCCUUUGUCUGGGCCGUGCUGAUCACAUGCAAUCUC